Molecule: messenger RNA, 3276 nt
Organism: Closterium sp. NIES-65
Lineage: Eukaryota; Viridiplantae; Streptophyta; Zygnematophyceae; Desmidiales; Closteriaceae
Source: the annotation of a GenBank genome assembly
AUGGAUGGUCACCUCCCAGCGGGACAAAUCGACAUGAGCGAAGUAGCUGAUCUGCUCUUAGGAGACGAGCCGCACGAUCCGUCCGAAGGCGAUUUAGAGGUGCAGGAGCUAGAGCAGCGCAUGUGGAAGGACCGUCUCAAGCUGCGUCACAUCAAGGACGCGUCGACGGCGGCGGCAUCGGCGGGCGCGGUGGGCGCCGCGUCGUCGGGCGAGAAUGGCGAGUUCGGGAGCCUGAAGUGCCGGCCGGAUUGGGCGGUGGAGGAUGAGGAGGAGGAGGAGGAUCAGCAGCCGCAGAAGCACAGGCCGACUCAGUCGCAGCAAGAUGCGGCGCGGAGGAAGAAAAUGUCGCGCGCGCACGACGGCAUUCUCAAGUACAUGCUGAAGCUGAUGGACGCGUGCAACGCGCAGGGCUUCGUGUACGGAAUUAUCCCGGAAAAAGGCAAGCCCGUCGGCGGCUCCUCCGACAAUCUCCGCAGCUGGUGGAAGGAUGAGGUGCAAUUCGAUCGCAGCGGCCCGGCUGCGGUUACGAAGUAUAACGAAGAGCAAGCAGCGGCGCAAGCGGGGCGAAUGAUGGUGAUGCAAAUGGAAGCGGCUGCGGCUGCGGGGGGAGGGGUUGACGGAAGCGGUGCUGCGGGCGGGGUGGUGGUUGGGCCUGGAGGCGUGCCAUUGGUUGGGCCUGGUUCGAUUUCUACACCGCGUACACUUCAAGAUCUGCAAGAUACAACUUUGGGCUCGCUUUUGUCCGCGUUAAUGCAACACUGCGAUCCGCCACAAAGACGGUUCCCGUUGGAAAAAGGUAUACCCCCGCCGUGGUGGCCUACCGGCAACGAAACCUGGUGGCCGCAGCUGGGCCUUCCCCGUGGCAGCGGUUCGCCCCCUUAUAAGAAGCCUCACGAUCUGAAAAAGGCGUGGAAGGUUGGUGUACUAACUUCGGUGCUUCGUCAUAUGGCUCCCAACAUUGCCAAGCCUCGGAAGCUGGUUCGGCAAAGCAAGUGCCUGCAGGACAAGAUGACGGCUCGGGAGACCAGCAUAUGGCACAUGGUUCUCGAUAACGAGGAGGCUUUAUGCAAACAAGAGGCGGCCACUAACGGAACAUUGGCUGUCGGAGCGACGGGAAGCGAUCCCGGAAAUUCCGCCGCCAUUUCCGGCCGGAAUGGCCCGAACUGUCUCCCACACAGCAACAGCGUGAACAGCGGCAUCAUGGCUCUCGCCGGCAGCAGUGGCGCGGGUCCUAACGGCACCGGCAGCAGCGCUAGCGGCUUGCCGUCAUCUAUCCAGCGCGGCAACGGCCUCAAAAUCCUCCGCGCGUUUGCGCACGAGAACUCCGCCAACGCUAACGGCGCCGGUGGGUCGCCUCUGCUCCGAGCCGGCAAUUCUGACGGCCAACGUCCGAUGGACCGGCAGGCGCUCGACAUUGGCGCCACGAACAUGGCCCCCUUCUCUCUCUCCGCAUACGACGGCGGCAAUCGCGGCGGCGGUGACGGAACCGGCAGCUCUGGCGGCAACGGUGUUGGCGGAGGGAGUCCGCUGGACGGGCAGCUGAAGCGCACGUGCUCCGCGCUCGGCUCGUAUGGCGGGAAUCUUAAUCACUCCGCAUCGGCCGGAGGUAUUGAUGCGAGCGGAAACGAGGCAUCUCUUAACGAGGAUACGAGUCUGCCGUGGGGGAACGGGGAUGGCGCAGCGGGGGAUGUUGCGGGGGGCGGAAGCGGCACGGGGAGGGAUUUGGUUCCCGAGCACCGGAUUUUCAAGUGCCCUUAUGAGGGUUGCCCGCGGCGCGAGUGGAAGAACGCAUUUGCGGACCGGAAUCUGAGGAACAUCCACCAAUUGCGGUGCCCCUUCCGACCUGGCGCUAAGGCGCAGCAGCAGCAACAACAGCAGCAACAGCAGCAGCUUCAGCCGCAGCAGGAGUGUGAAACGUCAACCUCCCCGCCCCUCCCCGUCCAUGCUUUUGCCAAUCCGGGCAAUAAUUCCGCAUCUGCUGCUCCUGGUAACUCAGGUGCCCCCUCAGGUGUCCCUUCAGGUGUUCCUUCCACUAUGCCCUUCGGCGCCACCAGCAACAGUCCCUCUGGUGCGCCCUCGGGAAUUCCGCCCUGGGCCGUAGACCAUUCCUCUCAGCCUCCCCUCACCUCCGUUCCUCACAUGUCCCUAGGCUCGGGACUAGGCUCGCCACCGCAUGGCUCCGGACCUGCUGCUCCAGGUUCGGUUCCCGGACCUGGGCCCAUGGGUUGGAUGCAGCAGUGGCCCAUGCCUCACCAACAGCAGCACGGCCAAUUCUCCAUGCCGAUGCAGCAUCCUGGAACCUUCGCCCCUGCCACGUCAUCAUAUGCUGGCUACAACAUGGGCAUGGGAAUGGGCAUGGGUGGCUAUCCCAUGAACGUCCCGCCUUACCCUGGUCCGGGGACAGGUUCGGCAGCUGGCUCGGGAAUGGGAGGUGCGGGUUUCAGCCAGCCCUUCAGCCAUACCUCUCCUGCCCUGGGCGUCCAUUCCUCUUCUUCCCCUUACGCCCCGUCUCAUCUUCCCACGUCAGCUGCAGGCGGUGGUGGUUACCCGCUCCUGCAGAUGAUGCCAAACAAUGCUGGCCAGCAACAGCAACAGCAACAGCAGCAGCAGCAGCAGCAACAACAAAUGCUGCCACCCUCUUUGUCUCUUGCCCGGGCAGGGUCAGUGAACAGUAGCGCGGAGGAGAGGGAGAGGGCGGCAGGGGGAGCGGGAGCAGGAGCAGGGUUGGCAGAAGCUGGAGGGGAGGGAGGAGGUGAUUUGGUGGAACGGGCAGUGUAUGGUGGUGGUUCUACUGGGUUCGGCCCGGAGCUAAGAGUUUCUUGUGCUGUGGAGGGCGGCAGCAGGAGUCGUGCAAGUGGCGGCGGGCAGCUGAAAUCUGUGCAGGGGGGUGGGAUGGAUGGUAGUGGGCUGCCUGGAAAGGACAGCACCAGGCGGCCGAACGGCAGUGGGCUGAUCCUGAGCAAUCAGGGGUGCAUGGUGAUGGGGCAAUCCCUGGGUGGUGCGGCGUACCAGAAAUUUGGUGCUAAAACAAGGUGUGAUUCUAAGGGGGAUGACUCUAACAGGGAUGAUUCCAGCAGCAAGAGCUGGUCCCAGGAGGGAGGGAAGGACAGCCCUGCGCUACAAGCACAUGAUCAUGUGGAGGGAGGGAGGGCGGCGCUGAUCGGUGGAGGGGGUGCGGGAGAAUGUGAGGAGGAUUUCAGGCACAUUGAUUUUGGUCAUGAUCCUCUCAAGGUGUUUGGAUACCUGGAUGAGGAUGGGCAUGCGCACAUGCAUUAG